CCCCACACCCACAGCAAAACCCAAACGACUUGGCCGCCGCAGUGGGUUCCAUCGGCAGAUUUUCUCGGGGUGAAGACCUGAAGCCUUAUUUGUACUUUGCUGAAGGGUGUAAGAACGGCAGUAGCUGUAAGUUCGUUCAUGGAGAUGCAGCUACUACCGUUCUUACAAAACCCUCCAGAAUGGUGGAAAUUCAACAGCAUUUUGUCAGCCUUUGAAUGAAAACGAGUGACAUUAUUUGGAGGAGCUGAAUCAGAAUUUCCAUCAAAUGUAUAUGUUUGGGGGCUUGCUAUAUAUUAUUGCAUUUGAUAAUGUAACUAUCAUUUACAAGCAACAUCUGAGAUACACAAGGUAAACUUCUUCUUAUUAGAUUUACCUUCCUAACGUUUAAAGACAAAGGUACCAAUGCCAUUGUACGCUGUAAUAAUAAUAGGUAGAAGUGGAGCAACAUAAUAUAUGUAGUGGAUCAGCAGCUUUAAUGCGUAUUUUUUAUCAUUUCAACUAAAACUUUGCUUAUUUUUACUUUUACAUAAAUUAUUUUUUUACCAACAUCAUAACCUAAUUAGUUAUUAUGUACCGUUGUGAGCAUCUAUUGUAACUGUCUAUGAGAAGAUGCAUGCAAACACUUAUCAAAUGAUAGUUGUAAGAUUUAAACCGACAUAAGCCCGCGGGUAUCUUUGAUAAAGCAAUAGAACCAAAAGCAUAAUAAAAACAUAAAAGGAAAACAAAAAUCACAGAGCGAAGGGUUUCCAGAGUAACAGCCAAUAUUUCUCUUUGUAGUCCAUGUCUUGAAGUAUUUUCAAGACCCAAACUUAGCCCAGUGGAGCCUAUAAUGCUGUAGAUACAAAACACCCUCUUUAUGAGAUUAUGUCCUAGGUGGACCCACUUAACUCCACUCGUUAAGCAAGGGAUAAAGUGGGUAGUGGAUUAGGUGCAAGUUCCUUUUAUAUGGGUGGAGAGUGUUAACGCAGGACAAAGUAGACGGCACUUCCAAAUGGCAACUCCGGUGAAAGUGCAUGGCCCCCCAUUGUCUACUGCUGUGUCUAGGGUCUUAGCUUGUCUCAUUGAGAAAGAUGUUCAAUUCCAGCUUAUUCCCGUUAACAUGUCCAAGGGAGAGCACAAAAGUUCUGAUUUCCUCAAGAUCCAGCCCUUUGGUCAAGUACCGGCAUUUCAAGACGAAAGCACCUCCCUGUUUGAGUCACGGGCGAUUUGUAGGUAUGUAUGUGAAAAGUAUGCAGAGAAGGGGAACAAGGGAUUGUAUGGGAGCAACCCGUUGGCGAAAGCUUCAAUAGAUCAAUGGUUGGAGGCAGAAGGGCAGAGCUUUAACCCCCCAAGCUCAGUUCUGGUAUUCCAACUUGCAUUUGCACCCCGAAUGAAGAUUAAGCAAGACCAAUCCUUGAUCAACCAAAACCACGAUAAGCUGGCUAAAGUGCUGGAGGUGUACGAGAAAAGGCUAGGAGAAAGUCGGUUCUUGGCCGGGGAUGAGUUUUCAUUGGCAGAUCUUUCCCACUUGCCUAACACACAUUAUUUGGUGAAUGCUACUGACAGGGGUGAGCUCUUCACUUCCAAGAAAAAUGUAGGGAGGUGGUGGGCUGAGAUUUCCAGCCGUGAUUCCUGGAAAAAGGUAGUUGAUAUGCAGAAGCACAGCAGUUGAUACAGCCUUGCUCUGUUUGCUCGCCUUUUCCUACAUGCUACUCUUAUUGUUGAACUCUAUGAGGGAUUUGCUGUAAUUCCUUCUUGUUAUUGCCUUUGUUGUGUACUUUUGGAGAUGAUGACGUGAUUAAUGUAUUUGGUUUUGAGAAUCCGAGAUAUGAUAAAGCUAAUUUUAUUAAUAA
Molecule: messenger RNA, 1832 nt
Organism: Gossypium arboreum
Lineage: Eukaryota; Viridiplantae; Streptophyta; Magnoliopsida; Malvales; Malvaceae
Product: glutathione S-transferase F8, chloroplastic-like
Exons: 3
Coding region: 992-1651 (219 amino acids)
Cellular component (GO): cytoplasm
Molecular function (GO): glutathione binding; glutathione transferase activity
Source: RefSeq, a predicted model, not a curated record